Meriones unguiculatus (Mongolian gerbil) is the source of this 6088-nucleotide messenger RNA. RefSeq names its product ELKS/RAB6-interacting/CAST family member 2 (gene Erc2). The record is from RefSeq and is a predicted model, not a curated record. Gene Ontology annotation, molecular function: structural constituent of presynaptic active zone. Gene Ontology annotation, cellular component: cytoskeleton of presynaptic active zone. Gene Ontology annotation, biological process: maintenance of presynaptic active zone structure; neuromuscular synaptic transmission; regulation of synaptic plasticity. NCBI's taxonomy places the organism in Eukaryota, Metazoa, Chordata, Mammalia, Rodentia, Muridae.
GUUUUACUUAACCGUUGGUUUCCACCAGGUAGGAGCUCCAGCUGCGAGAAGCAGAGAAGCGGGAAGCAAACUCCUCGAAAAUGGGCUUAGCAGCAAAUCUCUGAGUGGAGUCAUUUCCUGGUGCAAACCAUACAAAGAACACGGUGAAAGUUCUAGCCAGGAAAGGAAACAUUGGCUUAAACCCUAAGGUUGCCUAGCAUUUCUUCUCUUUGGUAGCACCACAUCACAGAAGAAAAAUGUACGGGAGUGCAAGAACAAUCACCAAUCUGGAAGGUAGCCCUUCCAGAUCACCACGUUUGCCAAGGUCACCUCGUUUGGGCCACCGAAGAACAAGUAGCGGGGGAGGGGGAGGAACAGGCAAGACUCUGUCCAUGGAGAAUAUCCAGUCCCUUAAUGCAGCCUACGCCACGUCUGGACCCAUGUACUUGAGUGACCACGAAGGGGUGGCAUCAACGACUUACCCGAAGGGGACAAUGACCCUGGGCAGGGCCACCAAUCGAGCUGUGUACGGAGGCCGGGUCACAGCCAUGGGGAGCAGUCCCAACAUUGCUUCUGCCGGCCUUUCCCACACGGAUGUCCUUUCGUACACAGAUCAACACGGGGGGCUGGGCAGCUCCUCCCACCACCACCACCAGGUGCCGUCCAUGUUGAGGCAGGUGAGGGACAGUACGAUGUUGGACCUCCAGGCCCAGCUCAAAGAACUGCAGAGGGAGAACGACCUGCUACGGAAGGAGCUGGACAUCAAGGACAGCAAACUGGGGUCUUCCAUGAAUAGCAUCAAGACUUUCUGGAGUCCAGAGCUCAAGAAGGAGAGGGUCUUGAGGAAAGAGGAGGCGGCUCGGAUGUCUGUCCUCAAGGAGCAGAUGAGGGUUUCUCAUGAGGAAAACCAGUUGCUGGAUGCCAGGAGAACCAAGCACCUGCAAUUGACCAUCCAGGCCCUUCAGGAUGAGCUGCGGACCCAGAGAGACCUCAACCACCUCCUGCAGCAAGAGAGUGGGAACAGAGGAGCCGAGCACUUCACCAUCGAGCUGACCGAGGAGAACUUCCGCCGGCUCCAGGCCGAGCACGACAGGCAGGCCAAGGAGCUGUUCCUUCUGCGGAAGACGUUGGAAGAAAUGGAGCUGAGAAUUGAAACACAGAAGCAGACUCUCAAUGCUCGAGAUGAGUCCAUUAAAAAGCUCUUGGAGAUGCUGCAGAGUAAGGGGUUGCCAUCCAAAAGCCUUGAGGAUGACAAUGAGCGCACACGGCGGAUGGCAGAGGCCGAGUCUCAGGUCAGCCACUUGGAAGUGAUUUUAGACCAGAAAGAGAAGGAAAACAUCCACCUGAGAGAGGAAUUGCACCGAAGAAGCCAACUUCAGCCGGAGCCAGCCAAGACGAAGGCUCUCCAGACUGUCAUCGAAAUGAAGGACACAAAAAUUGCUUCAUUGGAGCGGAACAUCCGGGACCUUGAGGAUGAGAUCCAGAUGUUGAAAGCCAAUGGUGUGCUCAACACGGAAGACCGCGAGGAGGAGAUCAAACAAAUUGAGGUGUACAAAAGCCACUCCAAGUUUAUGAAGACCAAGAUUGAUCAGCUGAAGCAGGAACUUUCCAAGAAGGAGUCAGAACUUCUUGCCUUACAAACCAAGCUUGAAACCCUUAGCAAUCAAAAUUCCGAUUGCAAGCAGCACAUUGAAGUGCUCAAAGAGUCACUUACUGCCAAAGAACAGAGGGCUGCCAUUCUUCAGACAGAGGUAGAUGCACUGAGAUUACGGCUGGAAGAGAAAGAAUCUUUCCUCAACAAGAAAACAAAACAGCUGCAAGACCUUGCAGAGGAGAAGGGGACCCUCGCCGGAGAGAUCCGCGAUCUGAAAGACAUGUUAGAAGUAAAGGAAAGGAAAAUCAAUGUUCUUCAGAAGAAAAUUGAGAACUUACAAGAACAACUUAGGGACAAGGACAAACAACUGACCAAUCUGAAAGACAGAGUGAAGUCCCUGCAGACCGAUUCCAGCAACACAGACACCGCGCUGGCCACACUGGAGGAGGCCUUGUCGGAAAAGGAGAGAAUAAUAGAACGCCUGAAAGAGCAGAGGGAGAGAGAUGAUCGGGAAAGGCUGGAAGAGAUCGAGUCCUUCCGAAAGGAGAACAAAGACCUUAAAGAGAAGGUCAAUGCUUUACAGGCUGAACUGACAGAGAAAGAGUCCAGUUUAAUCGACCUCAAAGAGCAUGCAUCUUCAUUAGCGUCUGCAGGACUGAAGAGGGACUCCAAAUUAAAAUCUCUAGAAAUAGCCAUCGAACAAAAGAAGGAGGAAUGUAGCAAAUUGGAAGCACAGUUAAAAAAGCAAGCUGAACAGUUGUUCAAUCAGAUGUACAAUCCAGCGCAUACUAUUGAAGAUGACUCCAGGAUGAACCCUGAGUUUGCAGACCGGUUAAAACAGCUUGACAAGGAAGCGUCUUACUACCGCGACGAGUGUGGCAAGGCGCAAGCAGAAGUGGACAGGCUGCUGGAGAUCCUCAAGGAGGUGGAGAAUGAAAAGAAUGACAAAGACAAGAAGAUUGCCGAACUUGAGAGGCACAUGAAAGAUCAGAAUAAGAAGGUGGCCAACCUCAAGCACAACCAGCAACUGGAGAAGAAGAAAAAUGCCCAGUUAUUAGAAGAAGUCCGCCGGCGAGAAGAUAGCAUGGCUGACAACUCCCAGCACCUGCAGAUAGAGGAGCUGAUGAAUGCCUUGGAGAAGACCCGGCAGGAGCUGGACGCCACCAAGGCACGCCUGGCCUCCACCCAGCAAUCUCUCGCUGAAAAGGAAGCACACCUGGCCAACCUCCGGAUCGAGAGGAGGAAACAGCUGGAGGAGAUCCUGGAGAUGAAACAGGAAGCACUGCUUGCGGCCAUCAGUGAAAAAGAUGCAAACAUUGCCUUGCUGGAAUUGUCCGCCUCCAAAAAGAAAAAGACGCAGGAGGAAGUCAUGGCUCUGAAGCGGGAGAAAGACCGACUGGUGCAUCAGUUAAAGCAGCAGGUGGGGCGUCCUGCACGCAAGACCCAGAAUAGAAUGAAGCUGAUGGCAGACAACUAUGAUGAGGACCAUCAUCAUUACCACCACCACCACCAUCACCACCACCACCGAUCUCCUGGGAGGUCACAGCAUUCCAACCACAGGCCCUCUCCAGACCAGCUGUCAGAAGGGUUGCCUAAAAGGAUAGCUCAGCACCGCAGCAAUGUCCUGAUAAUCUAUGGCAGCGCGGCUCUCUUCAUUGUCCACCAGCCCACAGCGGCAGGUCCAAAAGGAAGGAGAAUUCUUACCUUCACUUUCUUGCCUGAUUCUGUUCACCUCGUUUCUCCAGAUUUGGGUGUAUGGGAAAUAAAGGGUAUGAUGGAGGAGGAAAAUGACAGCCUCUUCACUUUCUACCAGGAUUUGGACCUUUAUAAAGUGACCAUCUCUGCUGAAAGCUGUGUGAUGAACGUUUCAUUUCUGUCGCUUUGCCCUAUGGAUACAGUGGCGCUACACAGGAUUCAGAGUGUGGAUUCAGCUUCUAUUGGACAGCUAGCUCCAUCACCCAUGAUCCUGCUGCUCAGUCUAAGUGGUCCUAACAUGUAGAUUAUCAGACAAUCUAAACUUGCUCAGUGCUGCUGCUGGUGUCCAUGGUGCAUGGAGUAUUUGACAAAGAAAGCAAAAGACCAAAAUCUGAGAGAGCCUUUACCCUCCUCUGUUUCUGUAAUCUGUUGGUCGAGGAACCACAUUUUGAUGGUAUUAUCUGUUGUUACCUCUGGGCCAGGUUGGAAAUGAAAUCAAUUUUUUAAACCACUAAAAACUUGCCAAGAAAUCGCCUUAUGAGAACAUGGUGUGUGUCUCUGACAGUGCAUGGCACAUCUAAAUUGGUCAUUCAUAAUUUUAUUGUCCUGCUCGUGUACCAGAGAGUGAUAAAAGCCUGAGGCACGCGCAUAUAUGCUGCCUAUGCUCCUUGAACCCCAGGGCUGGGGCAGGACCUGGCCUCAGGCUCUUCUCCUUCUCACACAUGCAGGUCUCCAUACGAAGCCGAGACUCCUUCAUUUUCAAGAUCCAAAUGCUGGGCAAGCUCUGGGAGCUUGGGUCUUCUGUAAAUGGAGGGUCAUUUCUCAUUAGGGUUUUUUUGUUGUUGUUAUUGUUAUUGUUUUAUUUUAUUUUGUUUUGGUUUUUUAAGAAAAUGUCUCCGACAUGGAUUCCAAAGCAUUUUCAGCAUCAAACAUGGAAACAUUGAUGAAUGAAGAGCAAUCACAAAUGCUGUAUGUCUGUAAAUAGCAUUAUACAACUUGUCUGUGGAUACAGAGUUCUUAUCUUGAAGCACAUGCCAGGGAAAGAGACCACAUUCCAAGGUCUUUUGAAUACAGUGACAAGGUACUAAGGAGAAUUCAACUCCUGCUGCUUCCUCUGAAGAUUAAAAAUGAUUAGUCAUUACAACUUCAUAAAACCACACAACUGAACCUGGCAAGGGGUGCAGCUCUUGUAUUGACCCAUUUUCUUGUCAAUGGGAGGAACCCUCCCACCUGCAUUCCUAAAGGACAAACAGUGAAUUUAAGCAUGAGUGGCCUUAAUAAAUACAAUUGUCUUUCUUUGCUGCUGUGGAAAGGAUUCUAAGCAGAAGCUGCUGAAAUCUUGCCUUGACUCUAAUCAUCAUUACUUUCCAAACUGUUGGUGCAAUUAACUCUGGGCCUCUCCCAUGAGCCAUAGAGAUGUUUAAAAGCUAACCCCUUAUUUGCUGGGGAAAGGAAACUGUUCCUGCGUUGCACCUUUCAUUCCCGGUGCAUCGGGCGUAACAUAUUAACGCAGGUUUCUUGCUUCGGGCUUCAUUCUUGUCAGCAAAUAGUGAAACUGUGUAAAGCUUACGUGUUACAUAAAUGAUCCAAAUACAUUCAUGUUUAAAAAGUUUGUCCUUUAACUAUCAGAAGGAUCUAGGUCUUUGUUAGAGAAGGGAACAGAGUUCUUUGCAAGUUUAUUUAGUACAUUUUGGCAGAGUGUUGCAAUGAAAACCCAAGCCAAACCCCGGUUCCCAGGUACAGUUUGGGUGUCCUCAGAAAAGUCCUCACAGCCUCCUGCCACCAGGUCCUGACCUGAACUCUGCAACUAAAUACUUGAAAUAUGCAGUAGGAGAAGCAGGAUGGUAAAUGGGGUCCUUGAAGUAGCAAACAGUGGUCAACCAUGUGUAGUUAGCGAUUUCUACAUAUGUGCCAAUUUGGUCACAUCUAAUGUUUGGGGAUCAUUUUUCUUUUGCCCUGCUUUUGUGGGUUGAAAGUAUUAUUGAUCUUAUUUUCAUGCAAGCAUAUCAUUUGGUCCCUGAAAAAUAAAAUUCUAUCUAACGAAAUAUCAUUUCCCAUUUUGUAUAAUAUUCUCUAAAGUUUUGGGGUUAGGAAAAAAAAAUCCCUUUUCACACAUUGAAAAUAGUGUCUGGGUUUACAACAAACACUGUGAUGUUCAGAAGAUAUUUCCUUUGUGCAAACUCUAGCAGGUUCCCUUCUAAUCAUAGUGUAGUUGAAAUUAAACAAAAAGUUUGGGCUGACAGUUAGGAGAAAGUGGUCUACGUCUUACUGUGUGCAAAAGCAGGCUUGUAUUUAUACCCCCUUUGAUUUCUAUAUACAGUCUCAAUUUUGUAGCUAAUGAUUUGUGUAUUGAGUAUGCACGUUAAGAGCGUGCCGACUUUCGUUUGAAAGUGGGUUUUACUUCUUAAACAGUGUUUUUGAUGAGACCUCAAGUGUGUUGACCUAAGCUCUAGCCACAGUGUUUUUGUGUAGAGUGCCGUUUGAAUGCUGCCAGGGGUCCAUGUGUCUAAUUCCCUGAGACCCUUGCUUGAUAGUGCUUCUUGUAAUAUUUCUUCAAGUGAGUGGCAUGUGGGUUGUGAUAUUGAUCCAUGUGAUUAUGGACAUCGAUAUGAAAAUAAAUAAAUAAAUAAAUAAAAUUAAGGAACCCUUGAAACUACCAAUGGGCAUGUAUCAGCCAGUCAUUGUAACCUCGUGUCUAGUAGAAAUACCAUGUGCAAGGUAUGUACAGCUCAUAACUUUGUUAUCAUGUGUAUGAGGAGUACUUUGUGCCGAUUGUCUUAUUUAUAUCCAUCAAAUAAACCUUGUUUCUUUCCGAAGUGA